CUUAUUACUCUUCUUUCUCUCCCAAAACUCUCUUCCCCUCCCAUGGUGAUGGAGAGGAGAAGAUCAUCAGUAUACCACCAUGUGUUCAACCACAAUCUCAAAUCUUCAAAAACACACCCGCCCACAUCUGUUCCUGCUAGAAUGCUGCUCCAGCAUGAAACGCCUCAUGGAAUUCCACGCCCAUUUCAUCACAAGUGGCAUCUCUACUCACCCCACCAUCCUCAGCUCCGUCAUAUCCUUCGCCGCACUCUCUCCCGCCGGGGAUUUGGGUUACGCCCGCUCCGUUCUCGCCCGCAUCACCCAACCCAAUUCUUUCAUGUUCAACACCGUGAUAAGAGGCUAUGCUUCGAGCUCCGACCCGGGUUCCGCUUUUGUUCUUUACAGUUUCAUGAUCGGGCACGGCAUUGUUCCCAACAGUUACACUUACCCUUUUGUGAUCAAGGCCUUAUCGAAGGGUGGUAGGGAUUGGUUGUGCUGUGGUGAAGCCACCCAUUGUUCUGUGAUCAAGUACGGCCGUGUCUCGGAUCUUCAUAUAGCUAAUUCGCUCUUGAAUAUGUAUGCGAGUUUCGGGUUGUCACAAGAUGCGCGCAAGGUGUUUGAUGAAAUCCCCAAACCGGAUGUGGUUUCUUGGAACGUGAUUGUUGAUGAUCUUUGUCAAAACGGCCUCUUUGAUGAGGCCUUGUACAUUUUCUCCCGGAUGUGUAUAAAUGGGAUUCGGCCUAAUUCGGUCACAUUUCUCUCCCUUGUGUCUUCUUGCACAAAGAGCAGUGAUUUGGGUACCGCUGAGAAAAUGUUCCAUAUAAUGGAAGUGAAGACCGUUUUUGCAUGGACGUCACUGCUUGAUGGUUACAUACUUAAGGGUGAACUCGAAAGAGCUGUGGAAGUUUUUUAUCGCAUGCCUUUCAAGGACACAACUGCUUGGAAUGUCAUGCUUUAUGGUUUCCUAGAGGCUGGUGAUGUUAAUUCAGCUGAAAAGAUUUUCAGAGAAAUGCCAGAAAGGGAUUUGGUGUCAUGGAACAGGGAAGCACAGUUUCUUGGUGAAGCCAUACACUCUCAUAUGGAAAAACUCAACAUAAAGGGAGAAGAAGUAGAGACUGCUUUGAUGGACAUGUAUUGCAAAUCCGGUUCUUUUGAGAAAGCUAUUAAAGUUUUUGAAACUAUAGCAAGAAAAUCUGUGUUGGCUUGGAGCGUCCUGAUCGCGGGACUAGCUAUGAAUGGUCUUGCAAAUGAAGCUCUAAAUUACUUCCAUCUGAUGUGUGAGGCCGGAGUAAAACCAAACGAAAUUACGUUUUUAGGCGCUUUGUGUGCCUGUAGUCAUGCAGGUCUUGUGGAAGAAGCAAGGAGUUGUUCAGAGAUAUGGUACAGAUCCACGGCAUGACACCAAGGUCUGAGCAUUGUGGCUGCAUGGUGGAUCUUCUUGGGAGAGCUGGUUUGCUGAAGGAGGCAGAGAAGUUCAUUCAAGAAUCUGCGCCCGCCAUAGCUGAUGAAGCUGGAGCUUUGGGAGCACUUGUUGGGGCUUGUAGAAUGCAUGGAGAGAUCGGGAUGGCAGAAAAAUUUGCCAAAAGACUUGUGGAAAUCGACCCAUAUCAUUCGGCCAGGUAUGUUCUCCUCUCCAAUAUCUAUGCUGCAGAAAACCGGUGGGGUGACGUUGAGAAGGUGAGGAAGAGAAUGAAGGCUACAGGUGUGCAGAAAACACAGGGAUUUAGCUUGAUCCAACUGAAAUCUGGUGGCUGAUUUUAUACAUUGAAAACAAGUUCAACAAUCACAAUGGGACGGAUGAAGUACCUCUCAAGGAUCCGAGUGUUGGUACAUCCCAAGAUACCCAAAUGAGGACGUUU
Molecule: messenger RNA, 1838 nt
Organism: Cuscuta campestris
Lineage: Eukaryota; Viridiplantae; Streptophyta; Magnoliopsida; Solanales; Convolvulaceae
Source: the annotation of a GenBank genome assembly